Messenger RNA from Procambarus clarkii (red swamp crayfish), 18484 nucleotides. RefSeq names its product bromodomain-containing protein 140 (gene Br140). The record is from RefSeq and is a predicted model, not a curated record. Gene Ontology annotation, molecular function: protein binding. Gene Ontology annotation, biological process: regulation of transcription by RNA polymerase II. NCBI's taxonomy places the organism in Eukaryota, Metazoa, Arthropoda, Malacostraca, Decapoda, Cambaridae. Gene Ontology annotation, cellular component: MOZ/MORF histone acetyltransferase complex.
CUCAGCCGCUCAGAAAAGUUGUUUUGGUAGACAAUGGCGGACUUGUGGCGGAUAUGGGAUCGAUCCUUCGUUUGAAAAACUGGCUUAUUUUAAGUUAUCGCUGCGUUAGGUGAGGCUAUUACGAGUGCUCGUUGUUGUAUAAUGGUGGGGGAUGCUGUGGGGGUGACUAAUGCCGGGAGAAAGUGGACGGAGUAAGAGAAAUAAGAUGGCGUAGAGGACCAAGCCCCCACUGGAGUGUCUGGACGUCGAGGGGCCGCCGCCGAAGCUAUCAAGAGUCGGCCAGAACUUUCAUUCCCAGUCGCCUCUAGCACAUACCUAGCGAACACCCGGUGUACCAGGCUCGCAGACAAUGCACAACUCGACCAGGUUUCCAGGCUGAUAGUUAUGGCAAAUUGGACAAAUUUGGUGGCGUUUUCCUACAAAAAUGCUGAUGAAGAGUGGCAUCAUCCGUGUGGGUUUCAGCAUUGCAGUGGAAAAGCACAACACGGCUCAACACACAGGAACUUGCUUGCCUUGAGAUAACUUAUCACUCUGUGCCAGUACGCAGUUAAGAUUCUCUCUUUCUCUCUUAGGCUGCCCUGAGAAUUGGCUCAAGUCAAUCCAUGAAGGGCAAAGGAGGACCUGGGAACGGAAAUUUCAUACCAGGAGGAUUAAGAUAAAUUCAUCAUGCCUCGGCUGGGUCUUGGCUAUGAUAUGGACCAGUUCCUGGACCACUGUCGCAUGACCAAACCACCUUACGAGUGCCCCCAUGCAUCAUGUGGCAGAAUCUAUCGCAGCUUGGCUGGGAUUCAGCAUCACAUGACCACUUAUGACCAUGAAAAUCCUCCCCCAAAUGUAGUCACUCCAAAAUCAGCACGGAAGAAAAACAUGAAGAGGCCACCGUCCCCCCUUGCAAGUCAGGAACCAGAACCUCCAUCAAUACCUUACUCACAUGAUAUGAAAACUGUGGAGUUCGAGGUAGAUGGAAAACUGUCUCGACUCUCGGUUUAUGAUCCUAUAGAAAUUCUAUCCAAGGAGGAUUAUGAGGCUUCAAUGCCCCCUAUAGUGGAAGAGCCUCCCCCACAGGAGCAGGCUCGCACACCUUCCAUCAAGCCUCUGCCUAAAACACCGACAUCUAAGGCACCGUCGCCAAAAACCACCAGUGUACCUAGCUCUCCCCUACCCAAGACACCUUUGCAGAAGCCACCCAAGGCUCGAACAAAUGACAAAGACCGGGGAGUGGAUGUACAACGCUAUACCAUCGAGGAGAAAAAGACCAAUAAGCUACCAGAGGCCUCCUUUAGAAUAAUUGAGGAUUACUACAAGAAUCUCCCAGAUGCCCCUCAGCAGCCUUCCAACUACUACAGAUUUAUCGAAAAGAGUUUGGAGGAGCUAGAUGAGGAGGUGGAGUAUGAUAUGGACGAGGAAGAUCGUGCCUGGUUGCAGCUGAUGAACGAGAAGAGAGUUGUCGAUGAGCUAACACCUGUUACGAUGGAAACGUUCGAACUACUUAUGGACCGGCUGGAAAAGGAAUCCUUUUUCCAGGAGGCAAGUUUCUUUGGAGGCAUGGUAAGAGGCACCUCUAUUAUUCUAUAUAAGCAUCCAGGACUUGCACUGAAAAGUGAAGUGUUGGUGCCGAGUAGUAAUGUGGUUCUUCUCGAGGCUUCAACUCAUCGUCUUGUGACUGGCGAGAAUACUUCCCAACGUUGCCAGGCGCAGUGUUCUGGUAGAGAUUCUGGCGUACCCAUUGAUGAAGAUGCCGUUUGCUGCAUUUGUAUGGAUGGAGAAUGUCAAAAUAGCAAUGUAAUCCUCUUUUGUGAUAUGUGCAACUUGGCAGUUCAUCAAGAAUGCUAUGGGGUCCCUUAUAUUCCUGAAGGCCAGUGGCUGUGUCGAAGGUGUCUUCAGUCUCCGUCACGAGCAGUGGACUGUGCCCUCUGUCCCAAUAAAGGUGGGGCAUUCAAGCAGACGGAUGAUAAUCGUUGGGCUCACGUUGUGUGUGCCAUGUGGAUCCCGGAAGUGUGUUUUGCCAACACUGUCUUCUUGGAGCCCAUUGACAGCAUCAGUAACAUUCCUCCGGCCCGCUGGAAACUUACGUGUUACAUCUGUAAGCAGCGUAGUGUUGGAGCUUGUAUCCAGUGCAACAAAGUCAAUUGCUAUACAGCAUUCCAUGUGACAUGUGCUCAACAAGCUGGAUUACACAUGAAGAUUGAUGCUGUGAGAGAGACGAGUGUAAAUGGGACGUCUGUUACUGUGCGGAAAGCUGCAUAUUGUGAUAUGCACACGCCUGCUGAUUCUGAUGCGCGUCCCCAGCUUGAUGAGAUUAUGGACUCGGCCAAGAAAGCCGCGGCAAAGGCAGCUUCGCGGCAAAAGAUGAAGAAAGCCCGUAAGAUAUUAGCAGAGAAACGAUCUGCUGCUCCAAUUGUUUCUGUUCCAACUAUACCAGCUGAUCGUCCAAUCCUCCCCUACUAUUCUGGAGUUGUCAACUCUGUGCCCGUCAUACCCUGUGAAAAUAUUCAGAAAUUGGCAGCCCUCGUUAACAUGCAGAAGCGGUCUCAGUUCAUGCACCGCCUCUUAGCGUAUUGGACUCUGAAGCGGCAGUCACGAAAUGGAGUGCCCCUCUUGCGGCGCCUCACCACGUCACAUUCGCGCCGCAACAACCGGCCAAUAGAAGACAAAUCGCCGUGUUUGAAAGAUAAAGAAAAAGUCACCAGUGAAGCUGAGGGACUGCGAGAGGAAAUAAAGUAUUGGCAAAGAUUGCGGCAAGAUUUGGAAAGAGCUCGGUUGCUUUGUGAACUAAUAAGAAAAAGAGAGAAGACUAAAAGAGAAUUAGUCAAAGCGAAAGCUGAGGAGAAGAAAGUUCAGCUUGCACCAUUUGUACACUUGCUAUUGCAGACGAUAGAUCUGAUUCAAGAGAAAGACCAGCAAAUGAUUUUUGCCGAGCCGGUUGAUUUAGUGGAGGUACAUGACUACUUAGAUGUGGUGAAGCAUCCGAUGGAUUUGUCCACAAUGAGACAAAAAGCGCAGACUCACCAGUACAGAGAUGUCGACCAAUUUGCCAGUGAUUUUGAGCUGAUGAUCGACAAUUGCCUUAUUUAUAAUGCCAAGGAAACUAUAUUUUACCGAACUGCCGUUAAGCUACGGGAUCAAGGUGGUGCUAUAAUUCGUCAACUGAGGAGAAAUGUAGAGAAUAUAGGGUUUGACUUGGAGACUGGUCUUCUCUUACCCCACCGUCCAAAACCUCUACCAGAGUUCUCAGAUAAUAAGAUAAUCAAAGAAGUUGAUGAAGCCCUUGCUGCUGAUGCUGAUGAUACCUUGAGUUUUGAGGAGAGAGAAAAGGCUCUGCUGGAGCUAUUGGAUAAGGCCAACAUGCUACGACACCAUGUAGCUCGUAUUAAACGGGUUAAGCUCAUUAGGAGAGAAAUUGGCAUUGUAAGAAGGAAAUUGGCCCUGAAUCAAUCAGGAAGUGUAAGUCAGAAGGCCAGUACAGUGUAUUAUGACUCUGAUGAUGACUCUGACAAGGAGGACUCUGAUAUUGAUGACAGUUCAGUGAUUGAUGAUGAGGCAGAGCCAGGGGAACCAAGUCGCCCAAGCACUCCACCAUCAAUACCACCACAGAUGGUUGGGUCGCACCUCACCCAUAGUCCAAGCAUGUCCGUAACUCCGACCAGGGUUCGCAAUGUGUCCUUGUCUUCGCCAAUAACAACACCUUCACAGCGCCAACAGCGGAGAGCCGGCAUUAAAGGAACGCCUAAAGAUGAUCCAAAGCAGAAGCAUAUUGAUACUUUUUUUGCCCGGGUGACUAAGACUCCACAGAGGACACUAACUGAUCAACAAGAGCCAGCUCCUGCCAUUGCUGACGAAGCCAAAGCAACAAAGCCAGAAAAGGAGGAUUCUGCUCAGGAAACACCAAAGAAACGUGGACCCGGACGGCCUCCGAAGCGUUCUCGUACCCUCUCUGGACCAUCAGUGAGUCCGCCAGCUAAGAAAUUGGAAAGUGAAUCGGCUGAUGCAGCCUCUCCUACCAAAGAGAGCAGUGAGGAUGGUCCUGAAGAAGAGCCACCUUCAGUGCCAAGUUCGCCCUCUGGCGUCAAUCGUCGUACUUCAGUUCUUUUCACAAAGAAAGCUGGAGCACUGUUUAAGAAGCGGAUAUCUCGCCAGCGUCGGGGAUCUGAAGGUACCCAGGGAACCAAUAGUGAUGCUGAGAGCCAGUCUCCAGAGAAGAAUGCCAAAUCUGUUCGUAAGAAGAAAACUCCUAAUGCAAAGAGUGGCACCCUGUCAUUUCCAGAGGGCAUCUCCAUACUAGAUCUGUCCGAUACUGGAACUCCUCCAGCUAAAGAUUCGUUCAAAAUGUACCGACAAGGAGGAGAAAUUCCUCCUGAAACAGAUGAAGAUUCCCAUUCUGAGUCAAACUCCAGCCUGACAGACACCGAAGAUGAUACUGCCUCUGAAACAGAUUCGGAUGGAGGAGGAAGUGGGAGUGAUUCGAGCAUUGAGGGUGAAUCGCCUGGUUCAGGCCACACUGGAGAUCAGAUACCUUUGGAGCCUCUCGAUUUAGUGUGGGCCAAGUGUCGUGGCUACCCUUGGUAUCCUGCUUUGAUAAUAAACCCCAAAAUGCCUAAGACUGGUUACUUCCACAAUGGUGUACCAAUCCCUGUGCCUCCAGAUGAGGUGCUUGCUCUAGCCAACAACUACCCAUCACCAAUGUAUCUAGUUCUUUUCUUCGAUAACAAGCGGACCUGGCAAUGGUUACCACGUUUUAAGUUGGAACCCCUGGGUGUGGAUUCUACCUUAGAUAAAGCCAAGUUGGUCGAGUCCCGAAAACCAGCAGAAAGAAAAGCCGUGAAGAAGGCAUAUGAAAAAGCAAUAUUACAUCGUUGCCGAGUCACCGGAGAGAACACUGGACUCAGUGGAGAAUCUGAAAAUGAGGAGGCUACUUGAAGCCUAAACAGUGAUAUGGAUUUGAUGGCAUAACACUGGAGAAAUAUAGACGAUUUUAAUAGUUAUAUACAGUAUGUGGUAAUUAGUGAUACCGAUUUUUGUAAUUGUGAGAGUUGAAGAUGAUAUAAGGAGUGUAUACUGUAUAUUGAUUGCAAUGUAUAUAUAAAUGUAUACUGUAUACAGUAUAUAUAUAUAUGCUUAUUGGUAUAAGAAAGAAAAUCAUCAUAUAGAACAGGUAUGGACAUAAUAUUGACUCAUAUUUACGUUGAUGAAUACCAAUAAUAUUUUUUCCACAUUUUGACUGACCCGUGACAAUAUCCUUCAUGUUUAACUUAAGUGUAUACACUGCCAACAACUCAUAAGAUUUAAUCUUUUGAAUCCUUUUUAUAGUUUCUAAAGACAAAUGAUAAUAUAUAUGGAAUUUUAUGACACGAGGUACCUUUCCCAGUGAAUUUGGUGCAGAGUUCGGUGAACUAGUCACAGUUAUUCCAAAAUUAUUUUAUGUUAUUUAUAACAGAGAGCCGAGUCAGCGACGCAUGAUUUUUAUGAUAAGGCAAUCCAUUGAUAAAUUACUUUAAAUGCAGAUGGUAAUUGGUUCUGAUUAACUUUCAGGGGAUAGCAUUGCUUCAAGUAACCUGUGUUACUAAACUAUUGCAAACCUUGAAAAUUGUUAGAAUGUCAGGUUGAUUGCCAAUAGCUAAACAAUUACCCGGCAUUAUUUUUAUACCAUAGGUUUAUUUCCCUGUGGAAGAAUGGGAUAUAGGCAAUGAAAAGCUGAAUUGUUGAUUAUUUCGACAAAAUGCAACAAAAUCAAUAUAAUAAAAUAGGUAGCUUAUCUUUCAAGUAAUAAAACUUUUGGGGUUAUAGGUAGCCAAAUAUGCAUUAUUUGAACAGUAUAUUGUAUCAAAAAUGUGCUUAUCCAAUUAGGAAUGCAAGUGUUUUGAUGUAAUUCAAUUGUUUUUUAGACUUGCCCUCCAAAAAAGGCAGACUUAGAAAUAGUCUUUAUUUUCCAUAGAUGAGAAUGUUAAAAAUCUUAUUUAACUAUUAACAGUAAUUUAGAAGAUAUAUUAUAAGACUGCCUUAGCAUUGGUGUUAAGAGGAUCAUAGAUAGGUUUAGCAUACACGUCUCAGUGGAUACAUAACUAGGUCCUGGGUGGCAGUGGCUUCCAAGUAUGAUUCAGGUAAUGGGUGGUGACUGUGUAUGUCAGCUGUUACGUGUGUAUAAGUUUACAUGCUUUAUGCAGGCGAUGAGUCACAAUAACGUGGCUAAAGUAUGUUGACCAGACCACACACUAGAAGGUGAAGGGACGACGUCAUUUUGGUCUGUCCAGGACCAUUCUCAAGUCGAUUGCGAGAAUGGACCAGGACAGACCGAAACGUCGUCAUCCCUUCACCUUCUAGUGUGUGGUCUGGUUUACAUGCUUUAGUUUAGCUUUGUUCAAAGCUAAUCUUGACACAAGCUUUUCUUUUUUACUUUGUACAACUAAAGAUGAAAGUAAAAAAAAAAAGCUUGAAGGUUACUUUAAAUAUUUCUGAGAAUGAAGCUCCUAAUAAAUUUGUUGUUUAGGUAAUGCAAAAUGAAGUAUAAUCCAACUAUUCUGAAAAAAUGGUGUAUAUUUUACUGCAUUAUUUUUGUUGAAAGAGAUGGCAGAGAAAUGUGAUGCAUUAUUUGAAAACAUAUCCACAUGUUACAUAAACAUAAGUCAUUGUGUAAAUACUCAAAUAUGGUAUACAGUAUCAUUUAUUUGAUGCAUUUAAUUCACAUGCUGUUCUUCCCUGUUUAUAAAUUAAGCCGCUACAGUUUACAGAAGGCCUUAAAACUAAUACUGGUUUUGUUUACUAUUAUAACUGGCUUUAUAUAUUCAGAUGUGCAAACUAUUUCUAGGUUAUUCUACCAUUUGGGACCAAACCUUGCAGGGUAGUAUCCUUGGGAGUUUUUCUUCUUCUGGGGGGAGCCCCUACAGUUCCCCAGAGUUGCCGGGGAGCAUCCGGGACUCGCCCAGAAAAUGCCGUUUCAUUACAUUCAACGCUGGCUUUUUGAAGGGAGGUUGGUGUAUGCCCCCUGAAGUCUUACUCAGAAGGGCUUAAUUAAUUUUGCGUGUAAAACUACUUUUCCCCCCCCCCCCUUUUUUUUAUAAAUUUGCAAUGGGUGGGUGCCUCUCGACCAUCAUGAUUGAUGCACAAUGAAAUUAUUGGAAUAUGAUGAAUCUCUGAGAAAAUAUCGAAGCCAUGUAAUGGGAUCAAACUUAUAUUCCUGAAUUCCACAGGCUUAAGUUCAGGGUUACGGUUUGAUGCCAUUGUAUGGUGUCAGUAUUUUCUCCUUAUGAUUGAUGUUCACUUAAUGUUUCCAAUAACACAAUGCUAAAUUAUAUAAUAUGUUUGUUAUAAAUCUAUGGCUCUGACAAAGGAAAUACUGUACCACGCUUUUUAACAUUAUUACAAACCUAACAUUUGUAUUCAGAUUUUGGUUUGUAAUGUUCUGAUGACUGAAAUAGAACUUAUUAUAGUAUGACUUUAAUUCAAAGUUAUUCUUACCUCCAGAUUGUUGGUAAACUCAACUACUGGUGUAUUAAAGAUGGGGCUAGAAAUUGGCAAAGGAGUUGUAUUCAACACAUUAAUAUUUUUCCUGGUAUUUAUGAUUCAUGUAAAUAGGCAUUUAAUUUUUCCACUUUCACAUUAUUUCAAGGAGAUAACUUAGUUUAUUUGCCUAUUUUUGCUAGCGACUUGAUGAUGCUGUCGGCCACCCACAGUUCCUCACUGAAGUAGUUGGGUGAUAAAUCAUUUGCAACACGUAUAUAUAUAUAUAAGUUUGGUUAUGAUUCCUUAGUUAAUAAGCAUUCUAUUUAUAUCAUCUUUUAUUUUAAGGUUUGAUAGCUUAGAUUUGUUUAGUCAUUUUUUUCUUCUGUUGGCUGGUUAAUGGUAAUUAGCACAGAUGGCGGCAGGCCGCCACCAAACAACACUUCUUCCUGUCGUUCUUUUGUAGAUAUGGGGCUGGAGAUCAUAUAUAAACAUAAAAUUUGUGUUACUUAUGAUUUUAACAUUUAACACAUUCUAUUUCUCCAGUCUUUCAUGUUAUUUAAGAUGGUUUAACAUUAAUUGUCAAGAAAGCAAGUAAAUUCAUUGUUGUCGUAGGUGGUGGCAGUGGGAGGGAGCAGCUAGCCUCCCAUGCCCCCCCGUGCCAUUCUCAUUUGUUAUAUGAUGCAAAAUUUGGUUAUUUUAUUUUUGUAUUUUUUAUAUAUAUAUAUACACAAGAGUUCUUACAUUCUUGUACAGCCACUAGCACGCAUAGUGUUUCGAGCAAGUCCUUAUUCCUAAUAUUCCCUGGAAUACAACCCCGCCAAAUCGUUUAACAACCAGGUACCCAUUUUACUGUUGGGUAAACAGAGACUACAGUUCAGGAUUUGCAGCCAGUAAAUCCGCCCCGGCCGGGAUACAAACCCAGGUCAAAGCGCUCGCGGAACGCCAGGCGAGCGUCUUACCACUACGCCACAGGAACUGCCUAUUCAUAAUUCCCAUCAUUAAACAGUGUUCAAUUCUGUAUUAUUCUGAUUUUAUUAUGAGUAAAAUAGUGUGGAUGUAUUAAUUAUGUGAAGAGUAUAGAAACACAAAGGUAGGUGAAUAGAGUAGGAAGAGGCAGUGGAAGUGAAGCUUGUAGCAGUGGAAGUGAGGAAGUGAGGUGCAAUCUGCUAUUCAUUGUCAUACAAAACUUUUCCAUGGUAUCUAUGAACGCCCCUCGUUAAUAGACAUUGUCAGUACAAUACCGUAAAGUGAAAAAUGUAAGAACCACAGCGAGAUAACUUGGAUAGGCUUACUUCAAUGGGUUGGAUAAUGUUUUUUGUUAUUUUUUUAAGAUGUGUACAUAUUGGCUGCCACUAAGAUGAACUGGGUACUCAAGAGAGAUUCUCAUACAUUUAUGAAGUUACUGGAACUAUGCCUUUUAAUUGAUAAGAGAAACUUUUUCAUUGCUAGUCAUCGUGAAAAUGGUAAGUGGAUAAGUGGUUAAUUGAAGUCCUAUACAUUAGUUUAAAUACUUUACAUUCUUAGGGAAAACUAGUUUAAAUACUGUGGGAAGAAUUGAAGAGUAUAAAUAGAAUUAUGUCAAAUUGUCCUUUGAAGAUACUGUACUUUUGUACCAAAUUUAACAAAAAAUAAUAUGCAAAUAAUAUUAAAAAGGGAAGUGCUUUACACGUACAGUAUAUUUUGUCACUGAAAGCCCAUGGGUUUCUUUACUUGUUACUUGGCUUUAGGAAACUAACUUUGUGGAUUAUAGCAUCAGUUCAGUACGAGCCAAAACAAGAAUAAGUGUGUGUAAUAUACUGCAAUAAUGUGUCUUGGAGCAUAAUGAACCUAAAUAUUGAUCUGCAACUUUCAAAGUAUUGAAUUGGAAUGUAUUCAAAAUAAAUUAAUAAUAUUGCCUUAUCAAUUAAUGUCUUAUGUCAGUAAGUUUCCAAAAAAGUGAGAAGAUGCACGACUUUUUCCCUAGUAUGUUACAUAUAUAUUUUUUUAACGUUUCUUAGUAUUAAUUUAAUAAUCAUGAUAUCAUUCGCACUACUAUAGCACCACAGACAAAUAAAUAACAACAUACUCCAUCAGUCAUCCACAACAGCACACUACUUUUUCAUAACACCAGGUGUAAUAUUCUUCCUAAAUUUUAACACACUUUGCAAACAAGUUUAUCCAUCCUUGCAAGCAGCUUCUAGCCAGGCUCCUUCCUUAUCCUCUUUGGUUAUCCUUGUACGUUGCUAAAAUUACAUUCGACAGUAGAAUCCUCCUGAAUUCAGUUGUCCGUGGGGCGGGGAAGAGGGUCAAAUGUUCAUGAGCAUGUCCCCUCUCCAUGUCAGUGGGAUACAUGUUGAAAAGUUUGUCCUGGUACUUAGGCUUGUAGGAUCACAAUGGCCUUUUCCCUAUUUGUGGCAAGGGUCCAGCCAUAAUAUCAUGCCUUGCACAACCCUACCAGCAUGUUGUGUUAAUUACCGUGGCAGCCAACCUUCUUUGUCUUGGUUUUGAGCUUACCUGUAAAUUAGAGCAAUCCAUCCUGCAACUUAAACACAGAAAAGAUCACCUUUUCCAAGGCAAGGGGGAGCAACUACUGCAUCUUUGCCUCUCAAGAAUGUUAUGCAUGCUCUUGCUGCUUGUCCAUUGCCUCGAACCCCUCUUUUUGGUCUCCUUUCUUAAUGCUGCCGUCCACUCCUUCCCACACUAUGCCUCCUAUAUCUUAUGAAAAUAUGUUCCUUGGUGGAAUUUGGAGUUUCGGUUCUGUCUGCGUACCAAUGGAAUUCUUAAUUUUUUUUUAAGAAAGCCAGUGUCAUCUCUCAUUGGGCCAUUUAUACUGCUAGACACGAGAGUUGUUGCUCUUUUAUCUCUACCAUCAAUGUUAACACCCCCUAACCUGUGUUUCUGGACAAAGAUUUGCAGGAUUGUUGAAAUUUUUUUAACCGAUAUGGCACUCGUCUUGAUCUUCAUAUUUCCAUAAUUGAUAAUCUGGUGUCAGACACGAAUGAGUUUGGUUCACACUCCUUGGCCAUUAGCCUCUUGUCUACUCACAAUUUACACAAAAAUCCCAUACUGAAUCACUUUUUUUUUUGGGGGGGGGGGGGCAUUAAUGCCAGUUUCUAUAUCAUAUCAGUAAUUUCUUUCUUUCUGAACUUCAGUCUGAUCUGUCUCUUUGACACUACAUGGUAGUGGUAUCUCCUCGGCCAUCCGAAUGGAUUUAUGGAUUUCACUGAUACUGCAGUCUUGAUGAUUGGGUUUUGCUGGUUGAUAUUGGCAGUAACAUCAGGAAUAGGCCAGAGAUGAUGGUGCUGACACAACGAACGCAAACCGUUUAUCAUAGUCUUGGUUGGAGCAGGGGUCAGGUUAGCUGUCUCUAAUGCAGCCUGGAUGUGGGGGAAGAACAGCCCCCUGAAGAGCCUCCUCAUUGCUGAAGAGGAGUCGAGCUCCACUGCUGCGGUCAACAAUGUCUCUGUGUAAUGUUGGUGAUUCCAGCUAGAAUGUCAAGAAUUUCUGUAUAGGUGAAGGUUUGGGGAUUCCUCAGAACCACAUCUUUUGUGAAUUAUGGUACCUAUUGAUGUGCACCAUAAGUAAGAGCAAAGCUAGAGCAGUUCAGCUGUUACCCCGCCUCUUUACGGGUCAAAGUAAUGAUGGAAGAAUGUUGCCUCACUGUCUUGUGUGACUCAGCUGUUCCGUUGCUUACAAUAAUCUAUUGUAUACAAUCUUUGAUAUUUUUGGUGGCAAUUAUUAUGGUUUAUUAGAGCAAAUGAUAAAACUUGGUUUUGUGUAUAGUUUUAGCAAAAUUGCUUAAAAAUAUUAUUUUAAUAUAAAAGUCGAUAUUUUGUUAAGGUUUACAAGUUUUUUGUAUCCUGAUUCAAUCCUUUUGGUUCAUCCAGUCUUCCAGUUGACCACAUUUCUAAUGUAUAUUCACCAAGAAUUUAUUAUGAUCCUUAAAAUCAAUAAGGAUUUAGAGUAUGCUUAAAUGAAUAAGGUAUAUUAACAUUUUAAAUGUCACUUGCAACCACUCGUGAAAAUAUUAUACAGUACUAGUAUUUAGAAAUAAAAUACGUUAUAAUUCGUUAUAUGUGAGAAAAAAGAUGAAGUUGUUAAACCUAUUGCUGUACUGACAAGUAGUGUCAUACCACUGCUGUGCAGAGAUAGUUGCUAACCUUAUGCAUAAUUAACUUUGCUAAGCACAAUAGGGUUUUAACUAAUGUUAAUGUAUUGGCUUAUAAGAAAGAGGGAAAAAAUGAGCUUUAUUUUGAUAACCAAUAACCAAUAAACUAUCUCAAAUAAAAACUUGGGUGUUUUAUAAGAUAAGAAACAAACCAUUGCCAUUCAACCAGUCCACUCUCUCAAUACGUCAUUUUUUACGUAUUUAACCAAUCUGUUAAAAAGGUUGAGUAUUUAUAAACAUGGAAGUACGAUUUCAUAAUACAGUACUGAUGUUUUCUAUGCAGCGGCCUCAAUAGGUUAGGUGAAUUGCUUGAGUUUGUACAUUUCUAGUUAUGCAACAGUUGCAUUUUUUAUAAAGUCGCAAAUUGAGUGAAUGGCUGCGGUAUCGAGUGAAAAUAGCAACUUUUGCUAAGGACAUUGUACCUGGCUGGCUCAGAAGCUCAGGCUCACUCAAAAUUUAAAAUUACAGUACAGUGACACCUCAGCUUAUGAAUGCCUCUAUGUAUUUAUAAACUUUUUGGGUUACGGGCCCAAUUUCUUCGGAAAAUUGUAAUCGGAUAACGAACGUUGCCUCGGGAAAACGAGUUUGUUGAUACGCGUAUAGCCAACGUAGCGCAUGGUGGCACGACGAUUGCGCCUCAGUUUACCAGUGCCUCCCACCUAGUGACAAUCGUGCCUGAAUUCUUUGUAAAGAAUUAUAGUUUUUUUUUAUUUUUGGCUAUUUGAACAUAAAAUUUGUUAUUACAUACCUUGCCAUGGGUCCCAAGAAAGCCAGUAGUAAGGUUCAAGUCAAGAAAGCACAUGUGAGAAUGACCACAAGGAGUAGCAACAAGAGGCAGCUGAGGAAAUGUCUUCAGGGGAGGAGGAGGCAGAGAAUGUCCCUUCCUCAACAAUUGGGAAGUGGUGUAGGCUGUGGGAAGAAAUGCAAACUUUUGUUGAAACGACUCUCCCAGAACAAGCUGUAGUAGGCUGUUGCAUUAACCUUUUUAAUGACAAUGUGAUGCCUCACUAUAGACAAAUGUUACAACGAAGGGAAAAAAAAACCUCUAUGGAUCGUUUUAUAGUGAGAAAAUUAAGCAGUGAGCCACAAGUGAGCACGGGAAAUAUAAUUUUAAUUGCAUAUGUCUUUUUAUGAUUGUGAUAGGUAAGAAUCCUUAAUUCUUAACCAAACCGAUAUUUCUCUGUAAAUAUUGAGUUCCUUAUCAUAAUAAUUUGUGCUGUCAUUUAAGUCUUAUUUGUAUUCAAUAGGCUGUUGCAUUGUGAAAUCCUUAAUAUUUUAUUGUAUUGGUAAAAAUACUACUAAGAUUUAUUCUGUUUAAGAUGAUGAGCAGAAAUCAAAGUAAUUAUGUUCCUAAUAUUCAGAAGGCAAUAAUCCUAAAUUGUAAUGUAAUCAUCAUUUUUUUUUAUUCACAAAAAAGCUUUUAACCUACAGUUUUCAAAGUUACCACACACUGUGUCUCCCUAAGCAAUCCUGAUUAUCUUAAGGAUUACAUCUCGCACAAUCAGGGUAAGUUGACAUAUCUCUUGAUGAAUCUGGUUCCUUUUAUAUUGCUUAUCUUAUGUUGUUUUGGUCUAGUACAGUAUUGUCAUUCUGGAUGAUAUCUAGUGCUUAGACGGGCUUGAGUAUGUUUACAAGUACAGUACUCUUCUAGUAGUCAAUAUCGGAUGGAUUGAAAGUCUUCAGCAUCUCUCUAGUACAGUACUAGCCUUAAGACCAAAAGUAUGUCUGAAAAAUCUCCGUUGCUACGGUGCAGAAUGUUGACUUGCCCUGAUUGUUUUUAUCUGUGAGCAACCUAUCUGCUGACUUGAUUAAAAAAAUUUUUAAUGGAAUGACUAAUUUGUCAAAAUUGCAGGUGUUUCAGUUGAAAUUAAAAAUUGCAUCAAAUUGAUGAGUUUUCAAACUCAUUCUCAAAGGGUUAGGUUGCUUAGGUUCAAAUAUUUCUGGAUAGCUAAAUCAGUUUUAUUUUGUAGAGUGUCAAACUGUUAAAAUGAGCUGCUGUGGAACCAGUAGGAUCUCAUCUUGAGGGCCAAUCAAAUGUCCUGCACAUGAAAAGGGCUGUUCAUCAACACACAAUGUCUGAGUGUGUAGGCCGACCCCUUUAUGAAACUUUCUUGGUGUCAAAAAUUUUAUCUUCAGAUUCAAGCUUGUUCUGGUAAGAUUUCACAUGCAACUUAAAGUAUAGUUUCCUUUUCAGUUGAAUCAACCAUAUUUAGGCUUCUUUAAAUUGGCAUACAGUACAUAGUAAAAUUGGAAUCACUGUAUAGCCAUUCCAAAAUUGGUAAUUUUAUGUCAUACUGCCUUUUAAUCUCUUAAAAUGCACAUACCAUUUCUUGGGUUUUUAAUCCUUAGUGUGCAUAUCAUCCUGAGAAGUUUUAGCUGCAUGGCAACAUUUUAAAUUCCUACUGGUACAUGGUUUUUCUAAUUGGUAUUUAAAGCCUCCAGGAAACAUCUGACAUCUAUGAAAAAGUGAUUUAUAAUUUUGGGGGCAUUGUUCUGAUGCUCAGGGCAUGGUUUUCAAUAAUAUAGGAACACUAAAACCUUUUUUGUACAAUAUACUGUUUUUCUGUGUGCUUGCAGAUAAAGCCUGAUGUAACUUGUGGGAACUCCAAGGGUUAAUGCUUUAGGAUUAUCAUUGAUAGGUGCAGACUGAUUGGUAAAUUUUGUGCUUAACAAUAGUACCAUUUGCAUCUGACAGCUAAAGGUGCUUAAUUUAAUGCUCAAUAAAUUAAUUAUUAAAACUGAAUUAUUUCCCUUUCAAUAAUAUAUUCAAGGUUAACUGUUUUUGUAUGUGUGUGUGUGGACUUCAGAGUAGUUGGAUUUUACUGUAAUUCACGUAAUCACAUUGCACUGAGGUUCAAUCUUGAAAUCACAAGUACAGGUAUGUUGUCACUGCCCAGCUUUAUUUAAGUAAUUUAUAUAAAAAAAAAGGAAUUAUAUUACAGACAAAAUAUUCAGAUGUUAUUAUGUAUCAUAGGUGUGUGAAAUUAAAGAAGCUAUAAUAGCUAUUGUAUUUAGCUAAUCAAAAUUGUAAACAUUAUGUAAUUCAAUUUGUUUUUAAAUGAUGUGAAAAUGGAGGUUAAUUAACUCUGUGAAUUUUCUUUGAACCGAGAAAUAGUGUGCACAUGUAUUUAAAUGUUUAUAAAUAAUUUCUUUGCAAGCUGCUCAAAUCUUCUUCCAUUAGAAAGUAACGAAGUAAGCCUGGACACUUCUGACAUUUGUCAAUAUUAUUCUAUUCUUCUUCUUAAGUACUGAAGGACAUUCCAUGCUUUUUUCUUAUAUUAAAAGAAUAUUUAUCGUUCAAUAUUUAUGCAAAGCAGUAUAAUUCAAAUUAUUAGUCAGAUGAAUUAUACUAACUAAUCAACGUUAAAAAGGUUUGAAUGCAUUCUUGUGCAUUUAUUAAUAUUUAUCCACUAACGAACUUAACAAGAAGCAAAACUCAUGAACUAUAAUCUGAUACCACCACUUAUUUCCUGCCUCCCUCCCCCUUUCUUCUUUUUCUUGCCUUUAGUGAGCUACAAGAGAAAAAUUAGUUUGGGUAAAGUUAGUUUUGGCCCUGGGGAAUUUAGUAUGGCAUAAUAAAAUAUUGCAUUGGAUAAACAUUUUAGUGUCAAUAGGAUAAAAAGAAACAUCUUGGUUGGUACCAAUCUUCAUUCAUUUGUAAGCAAGCUUUACUUAUUUUCUCAGUUUGUUUAUUUGUUAAUGACAAUAGUCUUGCUCUUCUUUAGAUUAUGGUUAUGAAGUAAGCUUAAAACUAAAUUUCAGUAGCCUGGGAUUAGAAUAGCCAUGCCACUGGUCCACAUCAAUGACCUUUCUUUAGUGAGGGCAUUUACCCGUGCAUUUAGCAAAGUGAGUUCCUAAAUCUUCAGAUAAACUGUAUAAUAUUAGUUUUAAGGGACCUGCUAGGGUUUUAAACUAUUUUUACUAUGAAAUACAGUGUAAACCAUAAAUGCUUGAUAUGAUGCACUGUAAUAUAACAUGACCAAUGUGGCAAAGCUUAUGUUGCAUCAUUUUUAGCACAUAGUACUUAAUACAAUUAAACUUUAAUUUUUACCUUUAAGCAUUUUGAGUCGUAUGCCCCCCUUGAUAAAAUCCUUGGUGAAACUGAUACCUGUGGCAUCACUCGUCUUAUAUUUUUCUGCUCUGAUAUUGAUUCCUAGAAACUUGAAUAUUCUGUGAUGCAGACGGUGUAAUAUAGCCCUUUGCUUGAUGCUUUCAUUUGAUAAUUACUCAAAAUAAUUAAAACAUUCCUCUAACAUAACUUCAUCUUGCAGAGUUUAUCACACAAGUGUAUUAUAAUUAGCCUCAAGUAGAUAUAACGAACGGGAAGUAAAAUACAUAAUCAAAAGUAAUACUGUAUACAUAAUAUACUGAAUAGUAUAUUGGAAAAUGAGGAAAAGAAGGAAUUUCGUCGACAGAUUUAGUAUGAACAAAAUCAAAGAAACCAUGAUGCAGCACUUGCAUGAAAUAUUAGAGCAGGUUUAAUUUUGUUUUGCAAAUACUGUACCAGGAAAAUUUAGUUCUAGGAAUUAUAUACAGUAUGUACGGGGAAAAAUUAAGAUUUGCCACAUUACUUCCACCUACACAUAAUUAUUCUUGUUUUAUCUGCUAUUUUAUUUCAUGUUUACUUGUGAUGAUAAAACUUAGAUAGAAUUGUUUAGAAAUCGUGUUGACUCUUUUCAGUGUCAUAAAUAAUUUUAAGGUAAAUUAAAUGUCUGAAAAAGAUUUUAAAGGAGCUCCUAGCCUCUUAAAUGCUGGAUAAUUUCCAGAAGCAAGAUAUCAAAGACAUGUAUAAAUAUAAUUUGGCUGUGGUAAGUUAAGAUGUAUGUAUUUCAUAACCAUCGGCAUGUGUCAUUUUGAAUUGUUUGCUAAAAUUAACAAGAAAUAUCAAGCUGUGUAAAAUAUGUACUAUUGUUCAUUUUCAUUACACCAUUUUCUACUUCCAUGAGGAGAAGGGGGGAAGCAGCAGUCCUCAGAAUAAAGAGUUAAUAUUAUAAUGAAAGUUUAUAAACAUUAAAAAUUAAAUAUAUCAUCAUAUAGUAUUGAUAUUUAAACAAUAUGGGGUAAUAGGAUAAAACUGUAUGCAUUUUCAUGAUCCCUAUACAACCAUUUUCUUAUUUUGGAUAUUAAUGCUACACAUUCUAGUAUCGUUGUUUUCUGCAGAUAUUUUAAUGACUAAAAAACAUGUUAUCCGAUCAAACAAUUUGAAAAUUGACCUAAGUCGAUUUUCAGAGUCGUUGAAAAUCGACGACUCUGAAAAUCAUUUAACCAUUCAAAAGAAACUCUUGAAAUACAUGAGCACAGUGUAGGCAGAGCUUAUCAGAGGAUCACCCAAAAACCACCUGGGCUAACCACUUCGUAACUCAAAACGAUAAUCACUCUGCCUUUGUGUAUUUUCUCAUUCUAUCCAAAUUACCUGAUGGAAUAUUGGAAUACUGUAUUUGUAAGUUAUGUUCAUAAACCGAUCAUAUGUGCACAUUUCCAUGUACGUUUUAUUUAUUUAUGAUGAAAAUGAACAUUGAAAUGCUUAUAAAUAUUUGUAUGUUCAGGGAAAUUUGUCAUUUGUACACAACUCGAGUAAUUGUAUUUUAGGUUUAUGAGUAGCUAGUGAAUCUUGAUUGACGUCACUCAACUGAGGUCUUUCUGGUCUCAUAUUAGCACCCUGAACACCACUGUCUACGGCCUUUUCAAUAUUCUGUGAUUUGAUGCUUUAUAGCCUUCCUUCCUUAGUGUUUUUCUUUUAAGAAUUGCUUAUAACAUCAGAAAUUUGUACCUGUUGUUCUCAUACUUUAGUACACUAUGCAAAAGGCGGUAUCUUUAGCACCUUUUGCAUAUCCUGUAAUGUUAAUGGUGCUACAUAGUCUUCCCAACUCGGCACCUCUUGAUAUUUGCUUAAGACUAUGUUGCCUUGAUAUUUUGAAUUUACUAGUGCUCAAAUGUUAUACAGUAUUUGAUUCUAAAAUGACCUAUUUUUGACCCAUUUUUUAUCAUUAAAAUAAUGUUUAAUUGUGAACACUUUUCAGAAAAAAAAAUCUGGAAAAAUAUGACAAGAGAGAUACUAGAAUGAUAUUUAUUAAAUUUAAUUUUUGGUUGAAAUUUAGUAGCCAUUAUUAACACUAUUGAAAAUAUUCUGCACACUAUUUCUCACGUUGAAAAGAAAUUGAGGUUUUUGUAUAAACAUUUGUCUAUCUUCCUGUAUUAUGCUUGACAGUGAGGUCCUAUAUCCUUCACUCUUGAAAAUGCCUUAAAAUAUGUAUACGAUGUCUUACAUACUUCUGAACAAUUAUUUUUCAAGAAAUAUUGGAUUUAUUUAUUAUGCAUAUCAUUCAUUAUAAUAAUGUGUUUACAAAUUUUCUUUUUGCUAUUUUUCAUAAUGUUAAACUUUCCCUAUUAAAUAAUUUGAGUUUUUUCAUUAUAAGAACCAUUGGAAUAUAUUCUGGAGAAGGACAUUUGCACUUUAUUAAAGCUUGCUAACAGCAUCAUUGGCUGGCGAGGAGUCACAAUAACGUGGCUGAAAAUGUUGACCAAACCACACACUGGAAAGUGAAGGGACGACGACGUUUCGGACCGUCCAGGACCAUUAUCAAGUCAAUUGUGAGAAUGGUCCAGGACGGACCGAAACAUCAUCGUCCCUUCACUUUCUAGUGUGUGGUCUGGUCAACAGCAUCAUUGGCAUUUGAGAAUGACAUUCCAAAAUUCUAAAUUGUAUCAUUGUGACUGUAGGCUGCUUUUAUAUUUUCUCUCUCAUAUAUAUUGCUUUGGCUGUAUCACAAUCUCCUUCAGUCUUGGGAUAUAUUAUUUUAUAUUUUACUCAUGUUGCCAAAUGCUCUUUAUUGUGUUCGUGCGGCUUGGAAUGAGCGCAUAUUUAUUAGGGUGCUUUAAGAAUAUAUGUACAGAACCGUA